Molecule: messenger RNA, 652 nt
Organism: Meloidogyne enterolobii
Lineage: Eukaryota; Metazoa; Nematoda; Chromadorea; Rhabditida; Meloidogynidae
Source: the annotation of a GenBank genome assembly
UAUGAAAAAGCUGCGCAUUUUUAAACGUUUAAUGAAUAUUUGAUGGGGAAAUUUAGAAAAAAAAACAGCGAGAGGGCAAUGGAAGGAAAACGUCCAUUGGCAUUACAAAAAUUAAGGACAAAAUGAUACAAGACGAAAUAGUAUUUUGACAAAAUAGAAUUAGACAAAAUGUUAAAAUGGAUAAAAUUAGACAAAAUGGCACAUGAAAAAUGGUCGAAGAACUACCAUCUGUAAAAACUUAAGAGGUAAUUGUACAAUUUUACUAUUUGGGAGGUUAUGUUUAGUAGGUAAGAAGUGUAGUAACGUUUCGUUUUUAGACCGUUAAGUUUGUACCAUUUUGUCUAAUACGAUUUUGAGGAUGGGCCAUGAAUAUGUAGUAAAAUACAGAGGGAUAUUUCUUGCAAAAAUGAAUAAUGAGGGAAAAACGCGCGCAUGCCAACGUGAAUUAAAAAAGACAAUAAAUUAUGAAAGAUAUAGAGAGAGUCGAAUGCCUCGGCAUUUUUGCUUUACUCCUCUAAUUUUUUGCAGAAAUAUUCGAUUUUCUUGCUUUAUUAUUUCUCUCUUUCCCUCCCUUCACAUUUUGCUGCUGCUGCUUUUUGGCCGCCCACCUUUUUUCCCGACAAAUGUUUGUCAAGAGUUUUGUUUUAUGUAA